Pteronotus mesoamericanus is the source of this 2778-nucleotide messenger RNA. RefSeq names its product tigger transposable element-derived protein 1-like. The transcript is spliced from 5 exons. Gene Ontology annotation, cellular component: nucleus. Gene Ontology annotation, molecular function: DNA binding. NCBI's taxonomy places the organism in Eukaryota, Metazoa, Chordata, Mammalia, Chiroptera, Mormoopidae. Bases 502 to 2778 code for a protein of 758 amino acids. The record is from RefSeq and is a predicted model, not a curated record.
GCCCUCGGUGCGCGCGGGGGCUUUGCGACGACGUUCGUUGGGCGGUAGGCGGGCCCACGGUAACCGGUCGGGCCCACUCGUUGGUGUCCACGGCAACCCGGGGUCCUGGCGGGCGUCGGAAAAGCGCAGGGGAGAGGGAUGAGGGCGUGCGGCAGUGACUAGGCCUGAAGGGAACCAGUUCUCCGGGACGGGGGACGGACAUAGAAAAAGAGAGAACAGUGUGACAGAGCCAGGAAGGGCCACGGGUAAGGAGGAUGAUGGAAACACUGACAGAAAGUAGGCGGCGGCCGAGGUGCGAACGAGAAAUUAAGUGGAGACAGCCCGGAGCGUCCCUGCCUGGACUCUGCACGUACUGGCCUCAUCCCCGAACUACAUUUCCCGGCAGCCCGAGUGCCCAGAGCGACGUCAGAGGCGCGCCCCACGCGGCAACUUCCCGCCUCCGCUGACAAGAUGGAGGCUGGGCUCGGCCGCCGCCGGGGAAAGGUGCUGUGAAAGAAGGACAUGGGGAAGGGACGCAGUGCCACCGGCCCAACUGAAGCUGCCGGCCCGCGUCGCUGUCCUGAGAGAGGCCAAGAGGCCACCAUUGUGGGCACAGUGGUAGCUACUGUGGAGGGGCAAGGGGUACAGAGCUCAUCAAGGUGCGUGGUGCGAGGAGGUGGAAUGAAGACAACUCCCCACCUUCAGGUGUCGGGGAAGGCACCCCUUGGUGGGAUUGGCCUUCGCCACAGUGCCAAGCGGGACCGGAAGUCCAUCACCUUGCAUGUGAAAUUGGAGGUGCUUCGGCGAUUUGAGGAAGGUGAAAAGCUGACGCAGAUCGCCCGGGCUCUAGGGCUGGCCACCUCCACUGUUGCCUCAAUCCGUGUCAACAAGGACAAGAUCUGGGCUAAUUCUCAGGCAGCUACGCCCGUCAGUGCCAAGCAGCUGACCCGCUGCCGGGGUGUGGUGAUGGGUCAUAUGGAACGCCUGCUGAGCCUAUGGAUUGAGGAGCAGAAACGGCACAACCUGCCUGUCAGCACACUGCUCAUCCAGGACAAGGCGCGGCAGCUCUUUGCACAGCUGCAGCACGAGCAGGGCGAUGGUGCCCAGGCUGAGACCUUCGGGGCCAGCAAUGGCUGGUUUGCACGUUUCAAGGCACGUCACAAUGUACUGCUGACGGACGAGCCGGCUGUGGCUGAUGCCCAGGCCGCUGCCUGCUAUCCCCCAUUGCUGCGUGCCAUUCUGGAGGAGGGCCGCUACUCACCGCGCCAAGUCUUCAACGUGGAUGAGACGGGCCUUUUCUGGAAGAGGCUGCCUGAUCGCAUGCUGCUGGCUCUGGAAGGGGCAGCUGGGCCUGGGCCCGGGCCCAAGGCCCCCAAGGACCACCUGACGCUGCUGCUGGGCGCCAAUGCAGCUGGCGACUUCAAGCUGAAGCCCCUGCUAGUGUACCCCUCGGAAAACCCACGCGCCCUCAAGGGUUGCUCUAAGGCCAGCUUGCCAGUGGUCUGGCGCUCCAACCGCAAUGACUGGCUGACACCCAGCAUCUUUCAGGAGUGGUUUACUGGCUGCUUCUGCCCUGCUGUGGAGAGGUACUGCACCAGCCACGGCCUCCCGCACCGUGCCCUGCUGCUCUUGGACAGUGCACCCUGCCACCCUGCUCACCUGGGUAGUCUCUCUGCCCAUGUGCGCGUUGAGUUCCUGCCCAAGAACACAUCCACCCUGAUCCAACCCAUGAACCAGGGCAUCAUUGCUGCCUUUAAGGCCCACUACCUGCGCCGCACACUUAGCCAGCUGGUCCAGAAGAAGGCUGGUAGAGACCGGCCUUCCAUGCGGGAGUUCUGGCGCAGCUAUACCGUCAUGGCCGCAGUAGACAACAUUGCCCAGGCCUGGGCAGAGCUGCAGCCCGCCACUAUGAACAGUGCCUGGAGGAAGCUCUGGCCUGAGUGCGUGCCUCCCGGCACUUUGGAGCCUGACACCGUGCCCCAGCUCCGCCGCAGCAUUGUGGCACUGGCCAGCCACAUGGGCCUUGGGGAUGCAGCGGAGGCCGAUGUCGUCAGCCUGCUGCAGGCCCAUGUGGAGCCCCGACCUUGCGGAACCCCGCAGGUCGCAGAGGAUGGGGAUGCCAACAGCUGUGGGCUGCCCUGGGAGGCAGGGAAAGGCCUGGCCUCCCAAAGGCCAGAACUGGAUCUCAGUGAAGCUGUGGUGGGUGUGGGGACUGAGGAAGCUGGUGUGGGUGCACUGAGCCCUCAGCGCCUGGCCCAGGCUCUGUCCCACUUUGCUGCUGGCCUGCGCAUCCUUAUGGAGAACGAUCCCAACCGGGAGCGCAGCCUGAAAGUGUCCCGGAGUGUCCACUGUGCCCUUGCCCGCCUCCGGGCACUGCACCGGGAAAGGAGGCGACAGGCUCGGGCAGCUGCAUCCUCAGGAGGCCCUGUGGUGGUGGCCACGAGAGAGCUGGCAGGAAGUCUGUGCUCACCUCAGGAGAGCGUAAACGCGGUCCCCCGCUACCGCGAAUUAUGCAGUCAAGUUUCCCGCAUUUGGGGAAAUUGCAGGGGCCAGCACAUCCGGAGAGCGAUGGACAAGCCUCGCCCUGGGAAAACACCUUCGUGGUCAUGCUAUCUCCCCUGCCAGUCUUUGCUGGAGGUGCAGGCACCCCCUCGCCACCAGGAGGACAAAACACAGGUCCAGGAAGAUGGAACAGAGAGGCAGCUGAGGCGACGUGCCUCGCGUGGCAGCCGGGCCGUUGUGUCUAGACAGUGUGACGGGAACCAUAGUCCGGUCGUGCUCUUGAACGGUUCUUGCUGA